This is a messenger RNA of Impatiens glandulifera, 948 nucleotides long. RefSeq names its product outer envelope pore protein 16-3, chloroplastic/mitochondrial. The record is from RefSeq and is a predicted model, not a curated record. The coding region runs from base 139 to 618 and encodes 159 amino acids. Gene Ontology annotation, molecular function: transmembrane protein transporter activity. The transcript is spliced from 3 exons. Gene Ontology annotation, biological process: protein insertion into mitochondrial inner membrane. NCBI's taxonomy places the organism in Eukaryota, Viridiplantae, Streptophyta, Magnoliopsida, Ericales, Balsaminaceae. Gene Ontology annotation, cellular component: TIM22 mitochondrial import inner membrane insertion complex.
AAUUUGUUAACACAGAUGAGCCGUAGAAGAAAACACCACACUAGGAUCUGCUUCAGGAUCGAUUCGUGAAAGGAGACGCAGGUCAGGUCAGUGUCCGGUUCUUACUCAUCCGAAUUGAAGCCGACCGACAAAAACACGAUGAAUCCUGCGGAAUUAAGAUAUUUGGAAGAAGAGGACACUCCAAUAACGAAGACAUUAAAGGGAGCAACUAGUGGUUUCGUUGCUGGAAAUAUUUGGGGAACUAUUGUUGCUACAUGGCACGAUGUGCCUCGUGUAGAGAGAAGUGUUGCACUUCCUGGGCUGAUAAGGACUCUUAAGAUGAUGGGUAACUAUGGGGUGACUUUUGCUGCCAUUGGUGGUGUUUAUAUUGGUGUGGAGCAGCUGCUUCAAAAUUACAGGAUGAAGAGGGACUUUGUAAAUGGAGCUGUUGGAGGUUUUGCUGCUGGAGCUUCUGUCAUUGGUUUCAAAGCGAGAAGCAUUCCAAUUGCGCUUGCUGCUGGAGCGUCAUUGGCAUUUACAUCUGGUGUGAUCGAUGUUGGAGGUCAAACCACGAGAAUUGACACAGGCAAGGAGUACUACCCUUAUGAGACGAAAAAGAGGCCUAAUGUCAAUAACUGACCUCUUAUUUUCAAGGGGGAGUUCUUUGCAGCCUGACUAGCUGAAGCUCAAUAUGCUUACGAUUUUAGCAUGCUGAAAACUGUUUUGAUUUUCCGUGAGUUUUCAUGACGCAACUGUGUUCUGGAUGCUUGAAAGAAAAAAUUAUUCAAUAAAUUUGCACCUUUACAUUAUUGUUUGGAAUUCUAUUGGUUGGUUUAGUACAAUGAGGAUAUUUAUGGGUUAUGAAUCUGGAUUCAGAUCUGGUAGAGUAAUUGUCUGAAUUGUUGCCAGAUUAAGUUCAGAAAUAUUGUGAUCAAUUUAUGAGCAAUCUGAUUGAAAUGACUUUUUCAA